GUCAGGAUUUAAAUAAAGUUAAGAGGAUCGGGUGGAGUACAACUAACGCGAAACCUCUGCGUUUCUUCGUCUUCUUCGACUCGUGAGAUUGUGAUCACAGUGGGGCAAAAGAAAGACUUUAACUUUAAAGAUUCUACGAGGUGUGGUUGAUCGAUUUAGUCAUCUGGGUUUCCUUCUCCACUGGUUCUGAGGAUGGAUCAAGCUUCGUCUUCGUCGAAUGUUAGGGAUGAGAAGAGAUCGUCCACUGAUCCUGUGACAGUCGAUGAAAACGAGGAGAGAGAAGCUAUAGAGAUUCCUCUCUUCCAAGUGCCUGAAUGCUAUGUUUAUUUGCAAGUGAGCUCGUCUUCGUCUUGUAUGUAUGCAGAUACCUCCAAGGAAAAGUGCAGCUUCAUACAGGGCAGAUGAGUGGGACGUGAACAAAUGGGCAUGGGAAGGGGCAUUGAAAGUGGUGAGCAAAGGAGAAGAGUGCAUAAUUAAACUUGUAGAUAAAACCACAGGAGAACUUUACGCUCAGGCCUUUCUCCGAGAUGGUGAACUUCAUCCAGUAGAAGCCGUAAUCGACAGUAGCAGAUACUUUGUUCUCCGUGUUGAAGAAAACAUAGGUGGUCGUGCUCGUCAUGCUUUUAUUGGACUUGGAUUCAGAGAGAGAACUGAAGCAUAUGACUUCCAAGCUGCACUACAUGACCACAUGAAGUACCUGAACAAGAAGAAGACAGCAGAAGAGAUGGAACAACACUUUCAGAACACAUCAUCUGUUGAUUACAGCUUAAAGGAAGGAGAAACCAUUGUUCUUCAACUAAAAAAUAGGAGCGAGAAAGACACAAAGACUAAACUGGUAGAGAAGAGUCUGAGCAAUCUCUCGUUGGACGAUAAGGGCAAGUCAAUAGAAACCAUUCCUCCAAUCAUCCCACCGCCUCCACCUCCUGGACCGCUUUCUCCUGCGGCAACCACACCGAAGUCCCCAUCAAGCCUCAGCCUCCAAAGAUCAUCUGAACAACAAGAUCUAGAUACAAAGCGAGAAGAAGUAGAGAAGAAAGAAGACCAAGAAGCUAAAGAAAUAGGCGCUGAAGAUGCACCAGAUGAUGACUUUGGAGAUUUCCAAGCUGCAGGCUGAUUUAGCCAUUUAAGUAUUUUACCAUACAGAAAGCAUCGUUUUAUAAGUAAUGUGACUGAUCAAAGUUUGGAUUGUUUGCUUUUGAGAGAGUGAGAGAAAGUCCACCUUCUGGACAAUUGCAUACAAGACUAUUUCUCUGAACUUGUGAUUAGAUAGAUAAACCUUCAAGUCUUUUCAUUUAUUCACCAUACAUAAUGUUCAAAAAAUUGUUAACUAA
Brassica oleracea var. oleracea is the source of this 1331-nucleotide messenger RNA. RefSeq lists its product as uncharacterized. Gene Ontology annotation, cellular component: membrane; clathrin vesicle coat. Gene Ontology annotation, biological process: endocytosis. The record is from RefSeq and is a predicted model, not a curated record. The transcript has 7 exons. The coding region runs from base 359 to 1114 and encodes 251 amino acids. Lineage: Eukaryota; Viridiplantae; Streptophyta; Magnoliopsida; Brassicales; Brassicaceae.